ACCAACGGUUAGCCAAGGUGUUGUUUGGGGCUCAAAUCCUUCGGAAUCGAACCCAGUUGAGAUCAGACUGGUGAAUGGUUCAAGUCGCUGCAGUGGAAGGGUUGAAUUGUUCCAUAGUGGCCAAUGGGGUACUGUUUGUGAUGACAGCUGGAGCAUCGAAGAAGCCAGAGUUGUAUGCCGGCAGCUGGGUUGUGCAGGUGCAGUAUCAGCCCCACGGGAAGCAUACUUUGGAAGAGGAACCGAACGCAUCUGGCUAGAUGAACUCAGAUGCAUUGGGACAGAAUUAGCGCUCGCUGACUGCCCAGCAAGGCCUUGGGGACAAAAUGACUGCCAUCAUGGAGAAGAUGCUGGUGUUAUCUGCUCAGAACUGAGGCUGGCAGGUGGUUCUUCUCCCUGCAAGGGCAGAGUUGAGGUUCUCCAUAACCAACAAUGGGGAACAGUUUGCAAUAACAGCUGGGAUUUAGCUGACGCCAGCGUCGUGUGCCGGGAAGUGGGUUGUGGAGCGCCUUUAGCAGUACCAAUCGGAGCUACGUUUGGACGUGGGACUGGCCCCAUCUGGAUGGAUCAAGUGAACUGCACAGGGGAAGAAGACAGCCUAGCCAAAUGUCCACCAAAAAUGACAGGGACAAACACCUGUGACCACAGCAAGGAUGCUGGUGUAGCAUGUGCAGAACCGCCUGAGAUCAGGUUAUCAAAUGGCCACAAUCACUGCUCUGGGAGAGUUGAGGUAUUACAUGAAAAACUUUGGGGAACUAUAUGUGAUGACGAAUGGGACCUUGAUGAUGCCAAUGUUGUGUGUCGGUAUCUUGGUUGCGGAACUGCUCUCUCAGCCCCGAGAGGUUCUCGUUUUGGACAAGGAACUGGUCCCAUCUGGCUAGAUGGUGUUAACUGCACAGGAACAGAGAGUGCUGUCAGCAAAUGCAGUGCAAAGGCAUGGGGGGACCAUGACUGCACCCACACAGAAGAUGCUGGUGUUGUAUGCGCAGAACUCCGUCUAACAGAUGGCAGAAGUCGCUGCUCAGGGCGGGUCGAGAUCUUUCACAACCAACAGUGGGGGACCAUUUGUGAUACUGACUGGGAUAUCAAUGAUGCCAACGUCGUGUGCAGGGAACUAGAGUGUGGAAGCGCCUUACAUGCACGAAGUGGAGGGCAGUUUGGCCAUGCAUCUGGUACCAUCUGGUUAGACAGAGUUAAUUGUACAGGAAAAGAAAUGGCUCUGAAAGAAUGCCAGAAAGGUGCCUGGGGAGAACACAGCUGUGACCAUAGGAGGGACGCAGGUGUGGAGUGCUCAGACCCAAAUGAGGUCAAGUUGGUGAACGGUACAGGUCGCUGUGCCGGGAGAGUUGAGGUACUCCACAACCAGCAGUGGGGGACGGUGUGUGAUGACAGCUGGGAUCUGAACAGUGCCCAAGUUGUGUGCCGGGAACUUGGCUGCGGAGUAGCCCUAGCCGCCCCCAAAUCAGCACACUUUGGAAGAGGACUUGCUACUUCUCCUAUCUGGCUGGACGAUGUCAAAUGUAAGGGGACCGAAGCUGCCCUCAGGGACUGCCGCCUGAAAGCUUGGGGAGAGCAUAACUGCAACCACGGAGAAGAUGCUGGCGCUGUGUGCUCAGAACUCAGGCUGGUGAAUGGUUCAAGUCGCUGCUCAGGGAGGGUGGAGAUUUUCCAUGAACAGCAGUGGGGGACUGUAUGUGACGACCGCUGGGACCUUAAACAGGCUGCAGUCAUCUGCAGAGAACUGGGCUGUGGUGUUCCUUUAAGAGCUCGUACAAGAGCUUGGUUUGGACAGGGAACAGGGCCCAUCUGGCUGGAUGAUGUGAACUGUGCCGGCACAGAAACUGCCCUCAGUGACUGCCCAGCAAGCAGUUGGGGUGUCAAUAACUGCAAUCAUAGAGAAGAUGCUGGUGUUGAGUGUGCAGAUCCAGAGGAGCUGAAGCUGGUCAACGGCACACAUCGGUGUUCCGGAAGGGUGGAGGUGUUUCAUCUCCAGCAGUAUGGAACCGUGUGUGAUGACAGUUGGGACUUAAAUGAUGCCAUAGUUGUGUGCAGGGACCUUGACUGUGGAACAGCCAUAUCCGCCCCACGUGGUGCCCGGUUUGGACGAGGAUCUGAUCCCAUCUGGCUAGAUGAUGUAGAAUGCACAGGAACAGAAACAUCCAUCACUCAUUGCAAGGCCAAGCCUUGGGGCACUAAUGACUGUAAUCAUGGAGAAGAUGCUGGUGUUGUAUGUUCAGAUGAUGCCAGGUUGGUAAAUGGCUCCAAUCGCUGCAGUGGGAGAAUCGAGAUCCGCCCACCGCAUACCGAUCAGUGGGGAACUGUCUGUGACCGGACCUGGGAUCUACAUGAUGCUGAAGUUGUAUGCAAGCAGCUGGGCUGUGGCAAGGCUGCAGCAGCCCCGGGUGGAGCUCAUUUUGGGAAAGGAUUAGGACGCAUCUGGAUGGAUGAUGUUAAUUGUCAAGGCACAGAAGAUGCCCUUGCAGAAUGCAGAGCAAAUACCCAAGGGAGCAACAACUGUCAACAUGGACAAGAUGCAGGAGUUGUUUGUACAGAGUCAUCCACCAUCAAUGUGGGCAACAUCAGACUGGUAGGUGGUCUGCAUGCCUGCUCUGGAAGGGUCGAAGUGUUCUACCAGAAGCAGUGGGGAACUGUGUGUGAUGAUGGAUGGGGCUUGCCAGAUGCUAGUGUGGUAUGCAAGCAACUGGACUGUGGGUUUACAUUAAAAGCCCUACAUGGUGCACACUUUGGACGAGGAUCGGGCCCCAUCUUCCUGGAUGAUGUGAACUGCACAGGCUCUGAAGCAACCCUCAGAGACUGCAAUGGACGAAAUGUAGGAGAACAUGAUUGUGACCAUGCGGAGGAUGCUGGUGUGGUGUGCUCAGGAAACCUUGAGCUGCGAUUGGCCGAUGGCCCCCAUUCCUGCGCCGGAAGGGUGGAGAUGAACUAUAAUGGCUCCUGGGUCUCUAUUGGUGAUUCUGGCUGGGAUAUUAAAGAAGCUACUGUGGUAUGCCAGCAACUGGGUUGUGGUGCAGCUGAGGAAGCAACAGGGGGCAACAAGUUUGGCAUGGGUGUUGGCCCAGUCUUGCUGGAUGAAAUUAGAUGUACUGGAGCAGAGUCGACCCUCAUUAAAUGCCAAGGCAUGCCCCCAGAACCCCAUAAGUGCUCCUGCGGCACCUAUGCAGGGGUAGUGUGCAAGCGAGUGUCAGGCUCUUCUGUAGCUGCUGCGGUGAUUCUGACUCUGUUAGCUGUUGUCCUGAUUGUCUCUGGGGUUCUGUGUUACAUGCGGAAGAAGAGUGGGAAAACAGCUUGGGCACAGACUUUGACUGUUAAACGAGAUGCAUUUAUGAGAAACAUUGGAAACAUCGGAUCAGAAAUGGUAAAUGGCACUCGAGAGAUAUAUUCCCGGGGAGCAUCCCAAGCUGCAACUGAUACAGAGCUAGAUGGUGACACUAUCUGCCUGGUGAAAGCUACUAUUGACUCUCCGACAGACACCAGUGACAGAAACUAAAGAGGGGGCAGCUGGCUCAAAUGCUGGUGAGAGAAAAGUGCCUGCCAGGAAAUGGGGCUCUCUCUACCACUUACUGAAAGAGGGAAGCUGUAUCCAGUGUCACCAAAAAUUCUGUUGACACCGUCACUGUUCAAGGACUAGGUGUGUUUUGCUGAGAGCUCCAAGACCGGGUGGAUUGAUUUUAAUGUGAUUCUAAUGAGUUAUUUAAAAUCAUGAUCUGGGGGGGCGGGAUCACCAAAUUUAAAUCAUUCAUUAAAAUCAGGGUUUUCCCCUUUUCCGAAAUUUCCAAAAUCAAAGUGCAUACUAGUGUCAGCUGCCGCUUCUUCUUUGUCUUAUAAUCCUACUCCACUCUACAACAACAAAAAACCAACAACAUUUCAACCAGGAGCAAGAGCUGAUAGUAAUCGCUGGGCAGAAUGGUGUUCUUCUUGAGACGGGAAGUAAAUCUCCAUGUUCUUUGAUUGGCAAGUAGAGGCAUAAUUUUUAAAUUAUUAUUAGUUGCAGUUCUAUCCUGUCCUUCCAACAAAAAGCUCAGGCUGGUGUAAAAGGUUCUCCCUCCUCCAUUUUAUCCUCACAGCCAAACCUGUAGGUUGCACUGAGAGAUUAAUGCCCAGGGACACUAAGCGAGAUUCAUGGCGCUGGGACUUCUGGGGAGCUGGGCGGCGCCCUAUCCCUGCCGCCCCUACCAACUCUGUGACGGAGCCGGUGGUCGUGUGGGUGGCCGAUCCAGCCACCCAGGGCACGCUUCCUGCUCGUCUGCGGGGAGAGCAAGCUAAGCCCACUCUCCCCUCAGAACCCAGAAGAGAUUUCCUCUUUGUCCUUCUUACUAGUCCUUAUACUCUCAAAUCUGAGCUUUCCUGCUGUAAAUGUUACAGAACAUAAUCUCCUAUAGUUGUUUUUUUUAAAAAAAGGCCCAGGGAUUGUGCCUCCUACUUUUGUUCCAACUCUUCUGCAAGAUUUUUAUACUUUCCAGGUUUUCUUGUGCCAGUGAAUAUUCAGAUCACAGCCUGGAUGGCUUGAAGAAGGUUUAGAUAAAUUCAUGGAGGACAGGUCUACCAAUAGCUACUAGUCUGAGGGCUAUAGGCCACCUCCAGCCUAAGAGGCAAGAUGCCUCUAAAUGCCAGUUGCAGGGGAGCAACAGCAAGAGAGAGGGCAAGCCCUCAGCUCUUGCCCGCGCGCUUCCCAGAGACAUCUGGUGGACCAUUUUGUGAAACAGAAUGCUGGACUUGAUAGGCCUUGGGCCUGAUCUAGCAGGGCUGUUCUUAUGUUAACAUAAAAAUAUGAGGAGAUACAUCCCCUGCAUUCACUUCUCUACCAUAUGUCUGAAUAAUCCUUUAUUCUUCCCAUCCAAGUACUAAAGCAAACCCAGCACACCUUAUCAUCUAAGUCUGGACAAAACUGUAUGUGUGCAAGGUAGUAUAAUAUAAUGUAUGUUCUUGCCUUAUUCUAGCCAUAAAUAAAUUUGCCCAAUGAAGGAAAGUUUCACAGUGACAUGCAUUAAUCAGAUGCGUAAAAAUAUAGAUUUGCCUAUUGAUUCAACAUACUAGGCUGAAAAGGAGUCAGUGUUACAGCAUGAUUCUACACACAUUUACUCUGCUUUCAUGAAAAUGAAAUAAAUAAUAUUGCAUAAUGAAA
Hemicordylus capensis (graceful crag lizard) is the source of this 5140-nucleotide messenger RNA. RefSeq names its product deleted in malignant brain tumors 1 protein-like. The transcript is spliced from 13 exons. Bases 560 to 3505 code for a protein of 981 amino acids. The record is from RefSeq and is a predicted model, not a curated record. Gene Ontology annotation, cellular component: membrane. Lineage: Eukaryota; Metazoa; Chordata; Lepidosauria; Squamata; Cordylidae.